This is a messenger RNA of Photinus pyralis (common eastern firefly), 2001 nucleotides long. Its product is annotated as solute carrier family 22 member 1-like. The transcript has 9 exons. Gene Ontology annotation, biological process: transmembrane transport. NCBI's taxonomy places the organism in Eukaryota, Metazoa, Arthropoda, Insecta, Coleoptera, Lampyridae. The record is from RefSeq and is a predicted model, not a curated record. Bases 1 to 1536 code for a protein of 511 amino acids. Gene Ontology annotation, molecular function: transmembrane transporter activity.
AUGGAGGUAAUCUCAAAACCGUUUCACAUCAACAGAAAGCACGUACCUGUUGAUGCGAAAUUGUCGGAUGCGAAACGCGUCCUGCCGAAUAUAAACCAUCAUGGUGGACCGAAGCCAUCCCCUCUGAGGAUGGAGAACCAUCAACUUGUGAAAGAUACAAGCGCGUCAACAUGCGAAAUUGUCGGAUGCGAAACGCGUCCUGCCGAAUAUAAACCAUCAUGGUGGACCGAAGCCAUCCCCUCUGAGGAUGGAGAACCAUCAACUUGUGAAAGAUACAAGCGCGUCAACUUUAAUCUUCACUGCGCAGAAAGUCUUUGGAAGUUGACAUUGAUUGGAACGAUGACAAAUGUGGGUCAAUUCUUAGGGUUGCCAAUUACUGGAGUGCUAUCAGACAGGUUUGGAAGAAAAGCUAUUCUAUUAAUAUGUUUAAUGUCGACUGGAUUUGCUGGUUUAAUUCGUUCUUUCAGUAAUUCCUAUGUAUUUUUUAUGACAAUGACAUUUCUGGAUUCUGUUUCAAGAGCGGGAUCAUUCACUAACGCUUAUAUAAUAGUAUUUGAAUUCGUUGCUCCAGAAAAAAGAACAGUGGUAGGCGUCAUCCUCAACAUAGCCUGCGCAAUUUCUGGAAUAAUUGUAGGGGCACUAGCUUGGACCCUACAGACGUGGAGAAUACUUGAUCAAAUAUUGUAUGGGUCUUCUUUGAUGAUGGUGACUUAUUAUUGGUUGCUUCCAGAAUCCGUGCGGUGGCUACUAACAAGAAAAAUGUAUACUAAGGUGGAAAAGAUACUACGAAGUAUUUCAAAGACAAAUGGAACAAACUUAUCCGAAAACAACUUAAAAGAGCUAUGGAGGCCUGCGGAGCCUAUCCCUGAAAUAACGCCUCAUUACAUGAAAGAAUUGUUAAACUCGCCAAUUUUAACAAGGCGAUUUAUAAAUUGUGCACUUUGUUGGAGUAUUGGCUUAUUUUCUUAUUAUGGACUGACGAUAAACUCUGUAGCUUUAUCAAGCAAUGCUUACUUUGAUUUUAUCCUGACAAUGUUUGUUGAAAUUCCUGGAUGUGUCUUAGUGUACUUUCUGCUGGAUACAAUUGGUAGACCUUACUCCCUCGCUAUGGGUUUUUUUACUUGUGCAGUCGCCUGUUCGAUCUUCAUAUUCGUACCAAAACAUUUGUACUGGUUGCAGUUACUUACAUACCUUUUGGGAAAAUUUGGUACAUCUGUAGUUAUCUCAGUUGUGUACAUUAUAACAUCCGAAUGUUUUCCGACCCAUCUAAGAAGCUCAUUAUAUUCAUCUUGCUCUAUGGUUGGCCGUGUAGGUCCCAUGAUCGCUCCACAGAUCCCUUUGCUGAAACUAUAUUGGCAACAACUUCCUUUAGUGCUUUUUGGGUCCACGGCACUAGUGGGCAGUAUACUGUCACUUCAACUUCCUGAAACAAAACUUAUUAUGCUUCCUGACACCGUUGAAGAAGCAGAAAGCAUUGGACAAGGAAGCAUUGGACAGGGAAGCAUUGGACAAAGAAGUGACCUUAGUACACUAUGAGCAAUGGAAAAAAAUUACUUAAUGGUGUGAUUUUUUGGAAGCAUAUUUAGAGGAAUUUAUUGAAUCGCAGAAUAAAUUUCCUGAUCGAGUUCCGUAAAUGAUCCCCCCUCCCCCUUCAAGCAACUACAAAUUACCAUGGCAUGAACUUCAUCAUUCCGAUAAUCAAUUACCACUAAGAUUGUUCCUCAUUUAUACUUCAAGUUGUUAAAUAUUGCUAUCGUAUAAUUUCAGUGUGCGUAAUUAUUUUAUGUUUAUCAGAAAUCACCAACGGAUGGUUUAGUUUUUAUUUAAUUUGAAUUAUUAGAUAAAAGUACGAAAUUAUCGCUAUUAUUUGAAUUGAUAAGACAUUGCGAGAUGAUAAAGUAUUUGUGUAGAUUUUCCUUAUUCACAUAUGCAUACAUGUACGGGAAAAGUGAAUGAGAAUUUGUUAAAUUAAUUGUGAAUUACCUAGUGGGUCUGAUAAAG